AUGAUAAACAAAUACAAAGCUAAUAAAGUUGCAUUGAAGGAUGCGAAAUCUUGCAUCGUUUGCCAUAGAUUGUCUCAGGUGUGUUUGUUCAAUGAAACAGGUCCAGACUGGUUCUACUCAUGCCCUGUCCAUUUAGAAAACAAUGCAAUGCUAGCCAGACCUAUCUAUAGCAAAGAGUACAACGAUGCUUUAAGUGAGAUGAAACAGUUAAAACAACAGAUCGGAGUUUUGGAAAGUAAAGGACGUGAGUCUUGGGAUGGUUGGGUCGCUAAUAUCUUCAGUAAGAAAAAAGUGGAUGCUAAUGUUACAAAUAGUGGCACUGAAGUAGACAAUGGCAAGGAAGGGUCAUCAGAGGAGAGUGCAGAGACUAGUCAAAAUGACUCUACACUGGACUUGAGUGCUCUGAAGAAGAAAUACGAUGGAAUGUUGGACCAAAUAGCACAAAUGCAGAAGAACAACAAGCUUUACGAAUUGAGUAACUUGAUGUUCCAAAAUAGAGUCGAGAUCAAAAGAAGGCAAGAUAACCUGCUGGCCCAAAAGAAGCAAGAAGAGAAGAAUUUCACGAACACACAACCGGAAGAGAUUCUUCAAAACUUCAGUUUCCCGUCGGUGCCCAAGGACAUCAAAUGA
Tetrapisispora phaffii CBS 4417 is the source of this 630-nucleotide messenger RNA. RefSeq names its product Vfa1p (gene VFA1). Gene Ontology annotation, biological process: vacuolar transport. The coding region runs from base 1 to 630 and encodes 209 amino acids. Gene Ontology annotation, cellular component: endosome. The transcript has a single exon. NCBI's taxonomy places the organism in Eukaryota, Fungi, Ascomycota, Saccharomycetes, Saccharomycetales, Saccharomycetaceae. The record is from RefSeq and is a predicted model, not a curated record.